AUGUCAACAGAUGAGGUUGUUCUCUUGGAUUUCUGGGUGAGCCCAUUCUGCCUGAGGGCCAAAAUUGCAUUGGCUGAGAAAGGUGUAGCCUUUGUGGAGCAAGAGGAAGACUUGUUUGGAGGCAAGAGUGAGUUGCUUCUCAAAUCAAACCCAGUCUACCAGAAAGUGCCUGUGCUUUUGCACAAUGGAAAACCCAUGUGCGAAUCCACUAUCAUCGUGCACUACAUUGAUGAGACUUGGCCUUCUCCACCAUUGCUCCCAACUUGUCCAUAUGAACGGGCCCGGGCUCGGUUCUGGGCCGACUUCAUCGAUAAAAAGGUAUUUGAAGCUGGUGGCAAAACAUGGCAGAGCAAAGGAGAAGAGAAAGAGGUGGCGAAAAAAGAAUUUCUUGAGAUUCUGAAGGUACUAGAGGGAGCCUUGGGGGAGAAAGAUUACUUUGGUGGUGAUAGCUUUGGAUUUGUGGACAUCAUAGCCAUCCCUCUCACCUCUUGGUUCGAUUCCUGCGAAAAAUUCGGGUUAUUUAAGAUUGAGGAACACUGCCCCAAAUUCUCAGCUUGGAUGAAGAGGUGUUUGAAGAGAGAAACUGUUGCCAAAGUUCUUCCAAACCCAGAAAAGGUCCUUGAGUUUGUCACCUCUAUGAGGAAGAUGCAUGGCGUUGAGUAG
Molecule: messenger RNA, 663 nt
Organism: Ilex paraguariensis (yerba mate)
Lineage: Eukaryota; Viridiplantae; Streptophyta; Magnoliopsida; Aquifoliales; Aquifoliaceae
Source: the annotation of a GenBank genome assembly